This is a messenger RNA of Pyrus x bretschneideri (Chinese white pear), 1250 nucleotides long. Its product is annotated as nuclear transcription factor Y subunit B-7. The transcript has a single exon. Bases 287 to 1000 code for a protein of 237 amino acids. Gene Ontology annotation, molecular function: RNA polymerase II cis-regulatory region sequence-specific DNA binding; protein heterodimerization activity; DNA-binding transcription activator activity, RNA polymerase II-specific. The record is from RefSeq and is a predicted model, not a curated record. Gene Ontology annotation, cellular component: CCAAT-binding factor complex; nucleus. Lineage: Eukaryota; Viridiplantae; Streptophyta; Magnoliopsida; Rosales; Rosaceae. Gene Ontology annotation, biological process: regulation of transcription by RNA polymerase II.
UCGAGGGGAAAGGGUUGCUUAGAUUAGGUGAAGACAGUUAAUUAGCAGGUGUUGACUCCGGGGAGAUAGAGCGAGUCCCUGGGAUUUUUAAUUGCUGAAAAUCAACCAAAGCUAACACUCCCUCUUCACCUGCCUAUUUUUCUGCUCUCUUUUUUCCUUUGUUUUGUUUCUCCUUUUUUCUUUCUAUUUUUCUGCGCUCUUUUUUUCCUUUGUUUUGUUUUAGCCCAUUCAAAAACCAAAAUCCUCCAAAAGCUCUCUCUCUCUCUCUCACCGAUCAAUCAAUAAUAUGCAAAGAGAAACGGAUGAUGAGCGGCUAUAUGUGCCAAGUGGAGGAGGAGGAAGCCCAGAAACCCCAUGCAGUUUAAAGAGCAGUACUACUGCUACUGCAUGUGCAAGUGCUAGUAACAACAACAACAACAAUCACCAUCACAACAACCACCACAACAAAGAACAAGAUAGGUUCCUUCCCAUCGCCAACGUCGGUCGCAUUAUGAAGAAAGUGAUUCCGGGCAACGGAAAAAUCUCGAAAGAUGCAAAGGAAACUGUCCAAGAAUGCGUCUCCGAGUUCAUCAGCUUCGUUACAGGAGAAGCAUCCGACAAAUGCCAAAGAGAAAAGCGCAAGACCAUCAACGGCGAGGACAUUAUUUGGGCUAUCACAACGCUCGGGUUCGAGGAUUAUGUACAUCCAUUAAAAUCGUACCUCCAUAGAUAUAGAGAUCUCGAAGGAGAAAAGCUAAACGUUCCAAAGCAACAAAGAUCGGAGCAAAGGCUGCACCAGCAACAACAACAACCAGAUCAACAGGAUCAUCACAACCAAACUUUACUACCUUACGAUAAUAAUAGUAGUAGCAGUGUAUAUUCUUCGACGACGAAUGUCUUGUCUCAGCCGUCAUUCAUGGCUGAUCAUCAUCAGGCAUUUUCUUUGCCUUUCUCCCCAAGUUCAAUUCAAAAACAGUUUCAGCCACAACAGGAUCAGAUUGAUUCAGUGGGGCAUUGGUAAGAAGAUAAUCAAUCGGGCCUUUUCUCUUCGUUGUUGCUUGAGUUUCCCCGGCCUGCCUACCCUCCUUAUACAUACACAUAUACAUACAUACAUACAUACAUAUAUAUAUAUAUAUAUAUAUAUCUACAUCGUGCUAAUCAAUACAAAUGUAAUUUAAUUAAUGUUGUUGACAAUAUAUAUAAACACUUACGUAUGAGCUCGACUCAACCUUGAUUGUUUGGAUCAUAAUGAAGUAAAAGCGUGUAUUUAA